GUUUGUCUUACUUAUUAAUUAACACCCUGCAUGUAGACAAAUAUUUAGUGGAGGAACAGAAAUGUAUAUUGCAUCAAUCAAAGGAAUCAAAAUGUAUUUAUUCAACAAAAAUCGAUUAUUCCAAUACAAAAAUCAACCUACAUUUCGAACCAUACCGAUUCUCCAGCGCAUUAAAACGCUAAGUGCGCGAUUAGAUAACAAACUAAAGUGUUUACAGAUAAUAAAAACCCCUAAUCAGUUGCGAUCGAUAUGCGUCCGAUACCCGUCGUCGCGUUACUAUUCCAAUUCGUCCUCCACCACCUCCCCGAUCUCGGCGACGCCGCCCGCAUACUGGCCGUCAUACCGUCGGCCUCGCGCAGCCACCACGUCCCCUUCCAGCCGCUGUGGCGGACGCUGGCCUCGCGCGGCCACCGCCUCACCGUCAUCACCACGGACCCCGUCCGCGAUCCGGCCGCCUCCAACCUCACCGAGGUGGACAUCAGCCACUGCUACCGCAUCUACGACGAGCACCGCGUCACCGAGCUGUUCGUCGACGAGACCAAGAGCUUCGGCGAGAUAGCCGCCGUGCUGCGCGUCACCUUCGAGGAAUGCCACGAUUACAUACUAUCCCUCGAGGAGGUGCAACGGUUCAUCCACGAUGAUUCGGUUGAAUUCGAUUUGGUGAUGGUGGAGGCCCAGCUGCCCACCAUGCUGGCGUUCGCUUGGAGAUUCCGAUGCCCCAGCAUCGGGAUAGCUUCGCUGGAGCCGGCCAUGCAAAUCCACGAUUCUUUGGGUAACCUGGUGCAUCCCGUCGUCAAUCCGGAUCCGAAUUUGAACAUCGAAGACGACGCCCGGAUGGGGUUCUGGGACAGGCUGAAGAGCGCCGCCUAUGUGAUGGUUUAUAAGUUGUUCGUGUACAACAGAAGCUACCCGAACUACCACGCUCAAAUGAAGAGGUACUUCGGGAACGACCUGCCGGAUUUGAGGGAAUUGCAGGAUAACAUCAGCAUGUUGUUCGUCGGUACUCAUCCGCUCUUCCACAACAUGAAGCUGUCGAAUUUGAACACGAUUUCCGUGGGAGGCGGAAUGCACAUUUCCCCUCCUAAAGCUCUACCUCUCGACUUGCAGAAGUUCCUGGACGAGGCCGAGCGAGGCGUGAUUUACUUCAGUUUGGGCAGCAACGUCAAAGCCAACUUGCUAACGGAGAGCUUCAAAAAAGCCAUCACCGGAGCUUUCGCCGAAAUACCCUACAAAGUUUUGCUCAAAAUGGACGAUGUACUCGUAGAUGCAUCCGAAAACGUUCUGGUCAGAAAAUGGAUGCCACAACAGGACAUUCUAAGGCACAAGAACGUUAAAUUGUUCAUCACGCAAGGCGGUUUGCAAUCGCUGCAAGAAUCCGUCGUCAACGGUAUACCGUUAAUAGGAAUACCGUUCUUCGGGGAUCAAAUAACCAACGUCAAUAAAAUGGUGAAAAAGGGCUACGGCUUGAAAAUCAACAGGAGAACCAUCACCAAAGACAUCCUCGUAUCAGCCAUCAAGGAAGUCAUGGAUAACCCCAAGUAUCGGGAAACGGCGGAGCUUAUGGGGGAGAUUUUCCGGGACGAGGAGAUCCCGAGCCUGCAGAGGGCUGUGUACUGGACGGAGUACGUGAUCAGGCACAAGGGGGCGAAGCACCUGAGGAGCCCCUCGUUGGGGAUGCCGGCUUGGAAGUUUUACAUGCUGGACGUUCUCGGGUUUUUGUUUGUCACGUGCUUGUUGGUAUUAAUGGUGUUUUAUUACUGCGUUAAAAUGUUUUGUAGAUUGGUGAGGCGUUUGUGUUGUAACGGAGGGAGGCCUAGGUCGAAUAGAUCGAAAAUAAAGAGAAAUUGAGCGUCGA
Phyllotreta striolata is the source of this 1855-nucleotide messenger RNA. NCBI's taxonomy places the organism in Eukaryota, Metazoa, Arthropoda, Insecta, Coleoptera, Chrysomelidae. The record is from the annotation of a GenBank genome assembly.